AUGUUCCCCUUCAUAUCUUGUCUGGCUCCCAUAAUCGUCUUCUUCUUUUCCCUGGCUGUCGUAUCUCUUAGAGAUAAAAGUCUGUUUACGCUAGUCAAGUCAUGGAGCCAACCGAAGAAGACACCUCCGAUCGUGGAUUUGUUGACUCGAUAUGCUCCAGUCCAGGACGCCAGCCUAGAGCAGCUCGACAUUGCCGACAUUAUUUUGCUCAGUAAGACCACAAAGCCUUUCAUGGGCUUCGUCAAGCUUGUGGAGCGCACUCAAUUCAACAUCAACGACCGGUUGAAGCAAUUCGUCACUUCUCCUAUCGAGUUCCGCGCUCUUCAAUUCCGACACAAUAUACUCAUAGGAGGCAAUUUUGCAUACGGGUUCAUAGCGAGGAAGUCGAUCGUAAAGACUGGCGGUAGAUAUGGAUUGUAUAGCCUCCUUGUUCAGAAAGGAUCCAAUGCUGAUGCGUUACGCACCUUCCUUGAGAGAGAUGGAUACAACCGUCUCGAAACUCCCACGCCCAAGGAUAAACAAGUUUCUGUUCGAAUAACAAUGAGUCGAGUCGAUUCCGAUGGAAAGUCCAGCGAAAUCAGUAUCGUGGAAACGCAGAAGACUCCGGUUUUCGGGGCCCUACUGCCUUCAUCAACCUCUCUGAGCAACUUUGUCACCUGGAAUCGCGUCUAUUCUGUCUUUCCACGUGAGACGUUCAUAAAGAAGAGGGCUUAUCUUUUACGACACCCCACGAAAAUGACCUCUUCCGAAUGGGUCGACAUAGAAUCGUUAGGCCUCGACAUGUUCCCUUUGAAACGUCAAGACGCCAUAGAUGACAGAGAAAGGAACACUCUGCUCUCCCAGCGUCGUGUAGGAGAUGCUAGCAGCUGGGUUAUUGCACUCAACACUUCUGAACUCCCUUCCAUACCGUCAUAUCCCGACUACCUGGUCGAGUCUGCUACGUUCAGACUGACCAUGCAGAAUGGCGUGAUGGACAGCGUCCGCCGCGGCUGUUUCAACCACUACGACCUCGAUGUCUCUGUUGUCCGCGACCUCUCACUGAAACAUCAGUAUAUCCUUCCUUAUGGCAUCGCAACUGAACUCAGUCUCUUUUUCAGGAAUCUUACGAUAGUGUCUUUACACCGCCUACCGACAGCUCAACAACCCCAGCGACUGGCCCAGAUAUUCACCGGUCGGCAUCUGACCCUCAUAUCACCAGAUAUGGCGCAGAUUGCAGAAUUUACACCACCUGAAUGGUCGAAUUGGAAGUAUCAUGAUGAUGAGAUGGUGCGGUUUCUAAAGAAGGAGUACCCCGAGUUAGAGCAUGAGCUCCAGGCUCCAGGUCUAUGA
Molecule: messenger RNA, 1329 nt
Organism: Alternaria rosae
Lineage: Eukaryota; Fungi; Ascomycota; Dothideomycetes; Pleosporales; Pleosporaceae
Exons: 2
Coding region: 1-1329 (442 amino acids)
Source: RefSeq, a predicted model, not a curated record